Messenger RNA from Penicillium chermesinum, 2400 nucleotides. Its product is annotated as UNC45-central domain-containing protein. NCBI's taxonomy places the organism in Eukaryota, Fungi, Ascomycota, Eurotiomycetes, Eurotiales, Aspergillaceae. The record is from RefSeq and is a predicted model, not a curated record. The coding region runs from base 1 to 2400 and encodes 799 amino acids. The transcript is spliced from 4 exons. Gene Ontology annotation, molecular function: protein binding.
AUGGUUCUACCGACGGGUAACGAUCGCGCUAUCCAUUUGGCUCGAGAGGCUGUCGAACUAGUCGACGCCGGUCACAAAGAGGCUGCGUCAAGGAAUCUCCGAGAAGCUCUUUCCAUCGCCCCCGAACAUCCGGAAGUCAGGUCGGCUUUUCUGAAAAUCCAACAGGAAGAGGGGAAUGGCCACCCGCUCCUCGACUUCUGUCAACGUUACACAACGCGCCAGGAUGAGUCCGCCGAGAAUGUUGCGCUGGAUUGUCUCAAGUUGCUUCUGAGUCAGCGCGCCCAUGCUCUUUCGGAGACUCAGGACGAGAUUAUCUCGGGCCUGGUGCGGCAGAAUGCGAGCGUCCGCCAGUACUUCUCAACCCAACUGCAGAUCUCUGUGACGACAUUCUUUGACGAGAUCUACGACCGAGGCGAUGGCGCGGCGGUUUGUCUGGAUACUGUGGUCUUGGACCCGGCGGUGUGGCCCUCCGAGGAGACGCGCCGCCAUUGCGAAAGUGAACUCUUCCAACUCUUCCUGGCGAAGUUGAUGGAAUCGGGUCACGAUCUAGAUGGUCGUUCUCUGAAAGGUAUCACGAGGCUGCUCGCUGUGGACGCGGGGCAGCUGCAGCAUCUGGUUGAUGAGGAGAGUUUCGAGGUCAUUUUGACUUCGUUGGACCACAGACUGCCACUCGAGCUUCGCAGCCAGGCUACGCUGGCGACGGCGAAAUACCUAGAAGCUGCCAAAGAAACUGGCGAGAAGCAAUUCGCUGGGCUGGUCUUGACGAUACUAGCCAAGGGCCGUUUGGAUGACUACGUCAUUGCUUUCUCCGCCGUGGCCGCUGUCUUUCCAGUAGCCCAGGCAGCAGCAGCAAAUGUUUUUUUGUCGGAGGAGUUCAUGGGCGCCUUGACGUCUCUAGCGACACGAGAUGCAAAGCGCAGGAAAGUCGAGAUCGCAGUGCUUGAGCUGCUCAACGCUGCAUGCGUAAACCGGCCCUGCAGAGAAGCAGUUACCAAGAACUUCUCCGAGUGGCUGUCACACAGCCUGACCAACGGCAGUGAUGAAGGCUCAGAAUUGGCCGCUGUCAUCUUAGCCAAGAUUCGGGCAUCCGAAACAGUCCAACCGCCAGCUGAGAUCAGCAAGGUGGAAGAUGCGGACACCGGGGUUUCUGAGUUGGUGCAGCGAUUCAAGGGACUGAUGUCCGAGUCAAAGACCGAAAACAUCGCUCAUCCAAUUGAAGGACUGGCUUAUUCGUCGGUCAAUCCCUCCGUUAAAGAGCAGUUGGCAAAGGAUCCUUCGUUCAUGCGUGAUUUGAUCUCUGUCUUGAAGAAGCACACAACCAAUUCUUCUAAAAUGUCUCAAUUGAAGGAUUACGCGGAUGCAUCUACCGGCAAGGCCAGGGCUGCUCCAAAUCCGCUUGAUGAAGAGGAUGCUGUGGUUGCCCGCUGUGGCGCUGUUAUACAAGCGGGAGCAAUGAGUCUCCUAGUGGAGUGUGGCAAGCUCGCAAUGCCAUCCGUUCAUGACCUUACAGCCCAAAUUUUGUUGGCCCUGACUAGACCACAGAAAUCGCGCGGAACUCUGGCUCAGCAGGGUGCUGUGAAGCUGUUGCUUGGACUGGCUAUCCCUAAACAGGGCGAUGCCAUUGUUGUCACUGAGACUACCAAGAACGCAUCACAUGCACUUGCACGUAUUCUCAUCUCUGUUGACCCAUCACACGUCUUCCCGUCGUCUGGUUUCCCUCAGGCUACUUCUGCUGUGCGACCCCUCCUUUCACUUCUCACAUCUCCUGAAACGGCAUCUUUCUCAGCCGAUCAGCCUCGUGAUCUUCUGCCAGUCUUUGAGAGUCUCCUAGCUCUCACCAAUCUUGCGUCUCAUCCUACUGAUGACUCGCCCGCGGAACUCACUGUCCGGGAAGGCUGGCCUGCAAUCGAAGACCUUCUCCUUUCUGGUCAUUCUCGUGUACAGCGCGCUGCCUGUGAGCUAGUGUGCAAUCUGAUGACCUGCGAGUCCGGCAUCGUUAAAUUUGCCGAUGGCUCGAAACGUGCUGCACAGCGGCUUCACGUUCUCCUGGCUCUCACCGAUGCAGAUGAUUUACUCACCCGCCGCGCUGCUGGCGGAGCGAUGGCCAUGCUGACAGGAUACGAUGCGGCGGUAGCCGCAGUGCUGGACCGACCUCGCGGGGUGGAUCUCCUGCUCGGAAUGUGCAAAGAGGACGAUGAACCUAUUCUUCACCGUGGUGCAGUAUGUGUGCAGAACCUGACUUGCACAGCAUCCGGUGAUAUCGGCGCUCGAGCCAAGACAGCUGUCCGAGCUGCUGGUGGUGUCGAGGUCCUGACUGAGUGCAUCAAGAAAACAUCAAAUCCUGCCGUGAUACAGGCUGCCGUUGAGGCGCUGAAGCCACUCGUGGGGCAACAGAAGUAG